GCCCAUUCUUGUGACGCCCCUGCUUCAGACUCUCAAAUGUCCCAUGUAACGCAAAUGCAGCCUCACUUCUGACCUGGUAAAUGGCGGUAUUUCUGACAGCACGUGAAGGCAGCACAGGUCCAUCCUCCCCAUCAGCAGUCCGGUCAACAACACUUCAGCUGCUGCAGGACUCAGCUGCAAACUUCACCGACUCUCUGCACUCACACAGCCCGACAUGGAUGCACUCAAGUCGGCCGGGAGAGCCAUCAUCCGGAGCCCCAGCAUGGCCAAACAGUCGUGGACAUCCGGCAGACACAGAAAGCUUCCAGAGAACUGGACCGACACACGGGAGACCAUCAUAGAGGGGAUGACCUUUAACCUGCGUCACCUCGGCAUGACACUAGUGGACCAGCCCAAAGGGGAGGAGCUGUCAGCGGCUGCAGUGAAGAGGAUCGUGGCCACGGCUAAAGCCAGUGGGAAGAAGCCUCAGAAGGUUGCUCUGAAGGUUUCCCCUCAGGGAAUCGUCCUGUACGACAGCUUGACCAAUAAACUCCUGGAGAACGUCUCCAUAUACAGAAUAUCCUACUGCACAGUGGACAAACUUCAUGACAAAGUGUUUGCUUACAUCGCUCAAAACACCCUCAACGGGACCCUGGAGUGCCACGCCUACAUUUGCUCCAAGAGGAAAGUGGCUCAGGCGGUGGCUCUGACGGUCGCCCAGGCCUUCACGGUAGCUUUUGAACUCUGGCAAGUUGCCAAAGAAGAGAAAGGGAAGAGAGUGAAGUCGGGUUCAGCUGGAGAGGCCAGCAGCAGCUCCCACUCAGAGAGAUCCAACAGCCUGGGGAGCCUGAAAGGGACAGAAGAUGUCGCCACAGACAACCUGUUGGACUUUGAGGACAGUGUGAAUGUGGUGGUGGAGACCAACGGGAACAUAGAGGAGGAGGAUCAGCUGGACAACCACAGGCCCUCUGAGACCAACAAUAACCCUGCCUGGGAGAUAGAAGAUGGACUGGAUGAAGCCUUCUCCAGCUGUGCUCUGGAUAGCUAUGGUUCAUGUCCAGGUAAAGUUGAGUCCCACUGUCAGCUGUUAGGAGUCUUACCUAGUGUAGUCGUCCUAAUCACUAACCUGACUGUAACCCAUUUCAUUCAAUCACUGCCAAACCCAAUCCCACUGAUCACAGGUCAGUAACGUUAGUCUGUAGUGUGACAUAGUUUCCUGUUGUUUCCUCCCAGAUGUCGCCAGGUGCAGAAAAGAGAGCUGAUUCAAAGUAUUGAGUUUCAGUCAGAGUGAAAAAUGUCAUCGACUCAUCUCACCUUAAAUUACCUUUUUUUUUUCUGAUAACCUCCUUCAAAGUCUGUUUGUCUUUCACUGAAUGGACUGGAUCAGUGGCAGUAACGUGACUCCGCCACACAGCCAGAGCUUUGCUGCACAGUUACAGUGUUUGUGGUGUGAAAGUGGAGCAGUGGGUCACUCGAGUCUGGUGACUGAUCAAACAGUUUAUUCUGUGGUUCAACACAACUCAAUCACAGUAAUCCUGUCGACCUCCGACUGCACUUUGCAUAUAUUAUUAUCCCGGAGAGAAAAGGCCGUUUGCAGCCAAACCAGGAUCUUAAUUAGGAGAGGCUUUAGUUACACAAACAUGUCUGUGAGGCUUAAAAUCACUGCUCGACCCAAACUUUAAAGGGAGGAGCUAAAGAGCAGCAGCUGCUCUGGCUAAAGCUCGGCAUGCGUUCAUGAAAAUCAGGCCAAUUUGGGCCCAAAUCCCUGUCCUGACAAUCGUCACACUUUUGAUGAUUAUAAAGAUCAUCUUGCCAAAUUUUCCUGUGGUGUAGGGUCUGUCAAGUGUUUUCUACAUCCCCAAUCUGUUCAGAAGAUUAAACUUGUUAAAUAUUUAAGAUCCAAAAUCCUGUUGUGUGGGGGGAACCCAAGGACGUCCAGUGAUGCCGCAGGUCUCAGAGGGUUUUAAUGCAACAUCAGAUGGGACUCGACCAAAUGUUAGUCGACCAGAAAUCUCAUAAGUCAGCAAGAUUUCAUUGGUCGCUUAGUCACAGAAAAAGAAACAUGAAACUCUAUCAGGAGCUGCACCUUAUCAAAAUAAAUCCAAACCUAUAUGACUGGAGCAUGUGUGAGUUUACUUUUAAAGGACAGCCACAGGAAGUGUCCACGCUCAGCAGUCAGACAGGAGUCAGGUUAAUUUCCAGGGCUGGUACCUGCGGUUAUUCCACAGGCUAGUUAAUAACAUGUCGGGCAGGAUAAGGAAGAUUUUGCUGUUGCUCCGUGUGACACAUUUUCAUCUGACAUCAUUUAGUCUAGUUUUAAAUCUUGAUAAUGUGCUAACUUUAUUUAUUCAGCUGUCUGAGUAACACUGUGUUCUUAUUGUCAACCAAUCCUAGAAAAUGACUAACGCGUUGACAAGUAUUUCCUGUAAUAUUCAUAGUCCUAACUUGUUCUUCUGUGUUGGAGACCUCCAUUAAUGUGUAAGGACUCGUCACUGUGGUUCAAAGCCAACAGUUAUUUACUGAAUGUUUGCAAAACUAAUAAGCUGGCUGUGGAUUUUGGGACUGAUAGAAAAAAAAAGGAGAAUAACGCCAGUGUUAUCCUUUUUAAAAGUUUUGUAUACACUCAUUGGCCACUUUAUUAGGUACACCUGUUCAACUGCUUGUCAACGCAAAUAGCUAAUCAGCCAAUCAGGUGUCAGCAGCUCAUUAACAUUUAGUCAUGUAGACAUGAUGAAGACGAGCUGCUGAAGUUCAAACGGAGCAUCAGAAUGAUGAAGAAAGGUGAUUGAAGUGACUUUGAACGUGGCAUGGUUG
This is a messenger RNA of Epinephelus moara (kelp grouper), 2793 nucleotides long. Its product is annotated as low density lipoprotein receptor adapter protein 1-B-like. The transcript has 9 exons. The coding region runs from base 215 to 1168 and encodes 317 amino acids. Gene Ontology annotation, cellular component: early endosome. The record is from RefSeq and is a predicted model, not a curated record. NCBI's taxonomy places the organism in Eukaryota, Metazoa, Chordata, Actinopteri, Perciformes, Serranidae.